GGCGGGCUUGUAGAUCAGCAAACUCGCACGUAACAGGCGACGGAGGAAGACCGGGGCCGGGUCUGUGCCCAUCUCAGACUUUCAGGCAGAAGUCGGAGCUGUCCCCAAGACAUGAGGACUCCCGGGAGGCCGGUUCGCGGGAUAACGGAGGGGGGAAGGCAGCAUGGCGGGUAUACGCAGGCGCCCCGCCGCCUUCGCAGGCCACGCCUACAAGGGGGUUCCUGCAACCUCCCUCAGCGUCUUUGGGGAGGCGUGGAUCUGGGUGUGUGGGAGGAGCCCUGGCUCCAGGGCUGGCCCCGCCCCGCGCCCUCCUAUUGGGCAAGCGAGGGCGUCCUCUCACGCCGCCUGCCUAUUGGCACGCGCUUGCAAACGCCGCGCCCCAUUGGUCUGUUCUGAUUUGGGCACCAAAUUCAAAGAUUUUAAAAGUACCAGCUGGCGCCCUUGAAGAGCUACGGCUCAGCGCAGCGGCUGGCCACCUCACCUGCGUCGGGGCCCGGAGUUUGCCGGCAUGAGCCGGCGCACCUGCAGUGAUCUGCCGCGGCCGUCCUCCUGUCCCUGCCGUCUUGACGCGCGGACGACCGUGGACGAAAACAAAAGAGAGAGUCCUGUAGUCUGGAAAUGUUAAAAAAAAAAUGCUUAAAAGUCACAAUGAUGGCAGCAUGUGAAGUGCAGUCCCAGGCCAACUGGAACAGCUCGUGAGAGCAAGAAUUAGAGCAGUUUGAGCCAAAGGUUGUAAAGAAGAAAGCCCUGUUCUUUCUGUUACAAUGAAGUGUUUUAAUUGCAACCCUGAUCUUUCUGAGCUUGAAGUGAAGUCUGAGGACAAUGGAAGAGAAGGUUCCUACAGUCCUGUGUGUUUGGAACCUUCCUGUAAGGAUUGUGUUAGAAACCAUGAGAGGUUGUCUUUCAUCGAGUCACCAGUUGUGGGACAUGAUAACAAGGAAAAUCAACAAGUACAAAACAUACUAGAUAGUCCCAAUGAAGCAAAAGAGCUAGAGUCCAGUAGACUAUAUGAGGACAGUGGCUACUUGUCCUUCACACAAAGUAGCCCUGAGGAUGGCAUCCUUAUCCUGGAGAAUUUCAGAAACAGUUCCCAGGCCUGCCUGCAGCCUUCGCAGAGCCCAGACCAGCAUCCCAACAAAAACCUGCUACCUGUCCUGCAUUUUGAAAGAGUGGUUUGCUCAACAUUAAAAAAGAAUGGCAAGCGAAGCUCUAAAGUGGAUCGAGAAAUGCUGAAGGAAGUUAUCGCCAGUGGAAACUUUAGACUGCAAAAUAUAAUUGGCAAGAAAAUGGGCCUGGAACACCUAGAUAUCCUGGCUGAGCUCUCCCGGGGGGGAUUUAUGCACCUGUUGGCUAAUAUUUUGACGAAGCUCAGCGGCAUGGACUUAAUAAAUUUGUCUAAAGUGAGCAGAAUGUGGAAGAAGAUACUAGAAAACGAUAAGGGAGCCUUCCAGCUCUACAGCAAAGCCAUGCAGAGAGUCCUGGAAAGCAGCAAGCUGUCACUACACACCACAACCAGAGGGUAUGUCGUGGGCAGAGCCGCACUAACUUCUGUUCAAAAGUCAUCCACCUGGGCACCUCCCAGAAACGAUGUCCACGUCAAGUCUUCCGGUCAGCGUGGUCAGAAGGGUUCUGCCUACAGCCGGCACAACGACUUCCUGGAGGUGGCAAAGACAUUGAAAAACAACGAAAGCCUCAAAGCCUGUGUUCGCUGUAAUUUCCCUGCAAAGUAUGACCACUAUUUAGAGCGAGCAGUCUGCAAACGGGAGAGCUGUCAAUUCGAAUAUUGUACAAAGUGUCUGUGUGCUUACCAUAACAACAAAGACUGCUUGAAUGGCAGGGUCCUAAAAGUCAGCUGUAAAGUGGGUCCUUUGCCUGGAACUAAAAAGAGCAAAAAGAACUUACAGAGGCUGUGACCUUUUAGUAGAUCAACUGCAAAUCUUAAGGGCUACUUUUAAAAAAAAAAAACACUCAACUUAAGAAAGUAAAAAUAAUUGUGUCGCCUUUUGUGAAGAGAACAUGCAGCCUCUUGAAAUAAUUAGAGCUUAAUGUUUAAAAAAAAUUAAUUGUCCAUAAAAAAUGCCAAGAUUGACUUAUUUUAUAAAAAAAACCAGAUAUCUAUUUGUAGUUAAAUGCUAAGAAAAUUGGACUUGUUUGGCAAGGGAAGGCUGUGUGGUCCUUUUUAGGGAGUCUUGAAAACGUCUGCUUCUGCAUGUGCUUUACCAAAUUUGUAUCAUACUCCUAUCAACUUUGAGUCUGUCUGUCAGUUUAAAUGUCAGUAUGUGUGUUUUUUUUAUAUAUCUGUAAAUACCUGUUUUUACAUGCCAAAGAAAAUAAAUACACAUAAUUUUGUUUAGUUAUAAUAA
This is a messenger RNA of Apodemus sylvaticus (European woodmouse), 2363 nucleotides long. RefSeq names its product F-box protein 5 (gene Fbxo5). Gene Ontology annotation, cellular component: nucleus. Gene Ontology annotation, biological process: negative regulation of meiotic nuclear division; regulation of mitotic nuclear division. The transcript is spliced from 6 exons. Gene Ontology annotation, molecular function: protein binding. The coding region runs from base 765 to 1913 and encodes 382 amino acids. The record is from RefSeq and is a predicted model, not a curated record. NCBI's taxonomy places the organism in Eukaryota, Metazoa, Chordata, Mammalia, Rodentia, Muridae.